Molecule: messenger RNA, 2091 nt
Organism: Lates calcarifer (barramundi perch)
Lineage: Eukaryota; Metazoa; Chordata; Actinopteri; Centropomidae
Gene: bloc1s6
Product: biogenesis of lysosomal organelles complex-1, subunit 6, pallidin
Exons: 6
Coding region: 51-731 (226 amino acids)
Biological process (GO): intracellular transport
Cellular component (GO): BLOC-1 complex; transport vesicle; extrinsic component of membrane
Source: RefSeq, a predicted model, not a curated record
CACCAGCAAGUUCGGUUUCGUCCGCAGUCACGUGAUGACGCAAGGGUCACAUGACGUCUGCUCAGACGCAGCAACAAACCGAAAAUUUCACUAAUCCUGGGUUUUCUUCUGUCUUAGGUCAACAAAUCUCAACUCCACACAACUGCAGGCACUCUCAAAUACACACUCAAACAGGUCAUAUAAUCAAGUCUGGGUCAGCAGAGUCGCUGCAUAUGGAGGUAGAGGGGAUGGAAGAUGAAGGACCUUCGUCCCAGAGUGAACUUCCACAGAGUGAAGAUCUCCACUUGGUACAGCAGGGGUCUCUGCAUCUGGAGAGCUCAGCCCCCGUAGAGAAUGUGUUUGUGGAUAAGAAAGCAGUGGACAAACUCACAGAGGGAUUACUCUCUCACUACCUACCAGAUCUACAGAACUCUAAACGAGCGCUUCAAGAGCUCACACAAAAUCAGCUGAUAUUGUUAGACACACUGGACCAAGAAGUCACCAAGUUCAGAGAAUGUAAUGCCUUACUCGACCUCAAUUCACUGUUUACAGAGGCGAAGGUUUACCACAAUAAACUGGUGAACAUAAGGAAAGAGAUGAUUAUGCUCCACGAAAAGACAACUAAAUUAAAGAAAAGAGCUUUGAAGCUGCAGCAGCUGAAGCAGAGGGAGGCACUGGAGAAGGAGCAGCAACGUGAGAAGGAGCUGGAGAGAGAGAGGCAGCUUAUCGCCAAACCUGCUAAAAGAACGUAGGAUCUCCCAAGUUCUGUAUGCCUGCUGUAUUAAAGGACCGUACAGGUGGUUUUGCAUGUUUUGGCCUAUUUAUUACUUAUUAACUAUACAUCACAUUACUGCUGACCAUUUUCCAAAGUGCAGAUUUUUUUUUUUACUUUACCUUUAUUUGGCAGAAAACAGUAGAAAAUCAGACAUGCACUGGGACGGCAGUGAACAGAGGAGAUAAGACACAGCUACGAUUUCCAACCACCUCACUCCUGGGGUUUUUGUGGUCAUGAUAUAUGCUUCUCAGGCUCCAACAGCCCAAUGUGUUUCUCUGCCAUCCUGACAGCCAUUAAAAUCUACUUGAAGCAUGCUUGCUCUAAAUUAUUGCACAGUGCCACAGUUUAGACAGUAAAAGUAGAGAUGAUUUUAUUGCUUUAUUGCUUAUCUCAAACAAACAGGUUCAAAGUGCAGGGCAUUUUAAUUGCAAUUUUGACAUCAGAAAUUUGAGUCCAGGUGUCCCACCUGUUCAAACCUGCUGUUAGGAAUUAUAUGACAUUAUUAAGAUAAAACUGAGAUUAAGUUUAGACAUAUUUUUUGUUUGUCUUUGUUUGAAAAGUGUUACAGAAAAGUCUGUAAAUAUCUGUUCUAUCAUUUACCUGACUUUUUGGUUGUUAUCUGAUAGCUUAACUCCUGUUGUUUCUUAAUUUACAUGGCGAAUCCACCUUUAUACCUACACUGCAGCAGGAACCAAACUCAGAGCAAGCCAGUCUUUAUUGAAAGAAAUGGACACAGUUGCUGUUCAAAAGUCCAUAGAGAAAUCUUAAAGACAGCAAUAUGCUUUGGAAAAUGGUUCACUUCUCAUAGACAGUGUAUGUGAUCCUUAGUAAAGGGGCUAAAACUUGCAAAAAUUGAUCCUUUCUUUCUGAGAUUGCCAAGAUCACCACAAACCAAAGACAUGGACUAAAUCGUUGAAUGCUGGUAUUUUCCACUAUCAACCUCUGAUGACACAAACUCAAGCACUUCCCAGAGAGUGGAACAAAUUACUCAAAGACACUUUUGCAGCCAUCAGACAAUGUCCAGGAGGAGAGUCGGUGUGUUUGCUGUCUUUUGUUAAAGUAUUAAUAUAAGUUGUUGUUCCUGGGUUUCAGGCCCUGUUAGUGUUGAAUGUUAUAUUGUAACAGGUAUGUUGUUUAAAAUUUCAAAUAGGUCUGCACUAAAUUUGACUGACUGUAUGUCUGGGGUCUAGAUAAUAUGAUAAUUGAUGAUAAUAUGCACCAAACGUUGCCCACACCAUACACAGCAUCUGUAAAUUUGUGAAACAGACCUUCCAAGAGGCUUCUAUGCACUACCUACACCUGGUUUGUACCAUUAAUAAUAAAAGCAAUACAAACUG